AUGGCCUUCCAGACAAACGUCUUCAGAAACGGGGCCUGGGUGACGGAAACUAUUGACCUGCAAACUGUUCUGAGGGGCUCAACCACAACCACCUCCGCUGUCGCCCCUUCACUCCCCGCUCCGCCAAGCUGUGGCAUCUUGACAAGAACUAUCAUCGAAAGCCCUGUCGCGCGAUGGGUCCUGCCUGCCCGUCUGAGAUCUGCGCAUCAUAACGAUGUUGCCUUUGUGGGGGACCGUUACGUGAGCAUCAAAGAGUUGCGCAAGGAUGGUCAGCUUCAAGAAGUGCUUCGGAAGAAUGACUUUGGCUGUCGCAUCCGAAAUGCCCUGGUCAUUGGAAACAAGUACGAGCACUUUCGCGUUGUCGCGGACGACUCUGGCCAUGAUCACAUAAAAAGCGAAGAUGAAGACGACGACACCCACAUGGCCGACUUCGGCUCUGUGUCUGGCACCAGCAGUUCUCAUGGACUGUUGCCACCGCACUUAUUACUUCUCAUACUUGAAUCUGGUUCUUUCGUCUUCCUCUUCAUCAGAAGAAACUUACGAGGAAUGCUAGAUUUCGUCGCAUCGCCGUUCCACAAUUCAGUAAAGAGGCUAGGCCACCUGGGCUUUCACGUAGCUGUUGAUCCUAGAUCUCGCUAUAUCGCUGUUGCGGACGCCCAGAACAAAUUUGUCGUUUACGAGCUAGAGUCCAUGGAGGCCAUGGGCGACCAGUACAUGCGUUACACGUCCAUCAAACCCAUCAGGGCGCAUCACCCAAGGGCAGUUCAGGGUACCAUCCUCAAGAUGGAAUUUCUCUAUCCUCGCCCUGAGGACGAGAACCACGUCAUUCUCCUGCUUAUCAUCGCAAAGGCCGACAGGUCAAAAAUGGUCAUCUAUGAAUGGGAGCGCGGGGAUGAUCUUAGCCGGGUGCUGGCUGAAGAGAAGCGUGGCCAUCGCAUAGCGCCAGAGCAUCGUCUACCACUUCUCAUCAUUCCUUUGACAGUGAGGAGUUCCUUUUUCGCAGUUUCCGAGCACGCUCUUGGCAUAUGCAAGGAUCCUCUCCAGGGACCUCCUGACAUCGAGACAAUCAAUCCAGUCAGCCAUCCUGCGAGUCCUUUUCACCACGGCACCGGCGUACCCCUAUGGACAGCUUGGGACAGACCGGUCCGGAGGCGGCGCUACUACGACACCAAGGAUCUCAUUUACUUGGCUAGAGAAGAUGGUGUGAUUGUCUUCUUUGAAUUCAAUGCGACGGAUAUUCUAGGCGCUGCUAUGAAUGUUGGCAGCUGCAACUGCAACAUUUCCACCGCCUUCACCACAAUGUAUGACGCUUACUCCGACGUGGCCAUAGUCGCCGGAGACUCUGGCCCUGGGAUGGUCUUUCAGCUCAAACCUCGGGAACCUCUCGUCGAGCUUGGGAGCAUCCCAAACUGGUCAUGCUCGGUUGAUUUCGUCACUACGGAUGCUCUGACAACUUGGGACCCUGAAUUUGGUCCAAAAGGGAAGCCCAUCGUGCCAUGGCGAGAGAGAACGUUGGACCAUUUGACAGCUCCAGACAACCUCCUCUGCGCGUCUGGGAAUGGGCCGCAGGGCAGCAUAACAGAGCUUCGCUACGGGCUCCCCGCUAACAUCAUCUCGUAUUUCGAGCCGCUGCCAACGAGAAAAGUCUGGGUCUUCAGAACUGCAGACGCAAAUUGGCCGUAUCAAAUGUUGAUGGCCAGCCCCGGGACCUCCGAUGUGUUGCUAGUAUCAGCUGAUCUCUCACACGCGGAGAUGGCAGAUCCAAUGGCAACCCAAUUUGACACAGAGUCUCGAACUCUUGCAGCGGAACAAAGCCGAGACGAUACUAUUACUCAGGUAUCCGAGAAGCGCAUCACCACCGUCGCCCGCCACCACAGUUCAAAAUUCGAACUCGGUGACUUCGAGGGCGUGAGCGGAGUGGCCGAACAUGCAGCCGUCAGCGGUAGUUACAUUUGCGUGUCGACCUUCGAAGAAUCUCGCUUCCGAAUCCACACUUUCCGCACGAAAGGCACCGAAACAACCUUGACACAAACUUAUGCUGUCGACGGCGAAGUAACGUGUCUAGCUCUCUGCUCAUUUGAUGGAAGGGAAUGUGUGUUGGCUGGUUUGUGGCGACAAAACAGCCCCUUCUUGGCCGUCUUCCCGACAGACGUUAUGGGAGAGGAGCCGGAGCUGAUACGGCUUGCCAUUGACGAUGCUGGAAUUGAUGCGGAAGACAUUGAUGCAAUGGAAGUUACCCCGACGAUUGAGCUGAUCACCACCAUUGUGCCAGUAGCGGAAUCAGCGAAGCAAACAAGUGUAGUUUUGGGGACUCGAAGUGGGCAUCUGAUUACAGUCCAACUCACCGGCCCCAGCCCCUUUCAGUAUCACAUCUUUAGGGAGAGGCUAAGCACAGUCGCGCUCGAGGUUGUACCCCUGGAAACGCCCCUACUUCCUAGCUCUGUACUGGUUUGCUGCAACGACACCCUCCUACUUCUCAGGGACUUCGAGACUAGACGGCCGGGUCAUUUUGCCACAAAGCACCGUGUAUGGACAACUGAUCUGAAGCAUCCGGCAACUCCAUCGAUGCCCAUCAUCUCUGCGACAUAUAUUCCCACUGAUUUGAGCGGCAACAAUCGCGCACCGCUAGUUUUUCUGUCGGGAGAGCGCAUGUCAUUCGUGGAGCUGUAUUUGCAAGCUGGACCGGUGCCUAAAACACUGCCACUGCCCGGAACACCUGCCAAGGUGCUGUACUCACAAAUUUUACAGUGCUUGGUUGUCGCAGUGCAAAUUGGCAAGCAACCAACAGUUCUUUUCAUGGACCCGGAUACCGGAGAAGACCUCUCUCUUCCGCAAGACAAGCAUGGGAAUGUGACGACAUUCAUUAGCGGUUUGGGAAGCCAAGACGACAAAAUCCAUGCAGUUUACGACUGGGUUUUUGUCAAAGACGGGAUGACAUUUCACUACCUCAUCGUCACAACGGCAGGCGGACGCCUCUUGCUUGUGUCUCCGAAAAAGGAAGAGAGUUAUGAUCCUGAAGGCAACAGGAAAAUCAGGGUACGGUUCUCCACCAAAUACAGGAUCAAGGAGAAGGCGCCCAUAUACUCUAUUGUUGGAGAUGGGGACAGCAUUAUCUACUGCGCUGGCAAAGUUCUUCACUGGGAUGUCCUUGACUCUGUCGAAAAGAGAUUGGUUCGCAAAAAAACAUACGAGUUGAACUCACCCGCCAUCUCACUACGGGUGGUGAACGGCAAGAUCUCGGCGCUAACUUUGAGUGAUUCUUUGGUGGUCAUCGAUCACAAGGCAGAGAACACACACGGAGAAAUGACACAGAUUCACGCGGAUCAGGUGACGCGAAAGUCGAAUCACUUCUUCGACGUCGGAGAUGAUGCAGACCCAGAGCUGGCCUGGCCAGUGACCCUACUGACGGGUAUGGACCGGUCCUUCGCGGCAGUCUGGACUCCCUGGAAACAGUCCAAGAGAGAGCUGGAGCUCGUUGCGGAAGGACCGUUGCCGGCCAGCAUCAGGAAACUUCAGCGAGGUCGGGUGCGGCCAGAGUGGGUAGCGACGGAACAUGCGCCACGGUACGGCAGUAUACCAAGCACAGUAGACGGUGCCGAGGUUUUGGGCAUCUGCCUUGACGGAUCACUGAUGCACUUCAGCCUACUCAACCUUCAAGCAUGGCGGUUUCUACGUCUUGUUGAGAACCUGGCGUUGAGAAGCCGACUACUGUUUCCGUACAGCUACGAAGUGUCGGUCUUGGACGACGAGGAAUACGACGCGGAAGCAAAAGAUAUGCCAAAGUCGAUGAAGCACAUAAACGGGGACUUGCUCCAGCAGUGUGUUGACAAACGGGCACUUGAGAAGAUCAUGUCGGAGGACAGCGAUAUCGACCUUUUGCGGGAGUAUCUGGACGACUUGGAGGAUGGAAAGUGGACAGCAGCUUUUCAAGAUGCUAACGACAUUUCGUGUUAUUUCGCUCUUGCGUAUGACAUUUUGGAUUACUACCUUGCUCCUGUAAUAUGA
This is a messenger RNA of Colletotrichum orchidophilum, 4005 nucleotides long. RefSeq names its product thermotolerance protein. The coding region runs from base 1 to 4005 and encodes 1334 amino acids. The record is from RefSeq and is a predicted model, not a curated record. Gene Ontology annotation, molecular function: U2 snRNA binding; protein binding. Gene Ontology annotation, cellular component: nucleus; U2 snRNP. NCBI's taxonomy places the organism in Eukaryota, Fungi, Ascomycota, Sordariomycetes, Glomerellales, Glomerellaceae. Gene Ontology annotation, biological process: mRNA splicing, via spliceosome. The transcript has 5 exons.